CUGAUACCCUCUUUUUCAUCUGAUUUGUGAGAGUCGGGAUUGAAGCCUAACGUGUAGCUGCAGCUCUAGAAUUACUCUCUCUUCUUUUUUGCAGGUGAUUUCCGGGGAACAUUUUGCCCCCACCGAAAAUUUUGGUUGAACUUAAACUCAACUUAAUUUAUAGCAUGCUUCGUGAUCCUUCCCCAAUCAAGAGGGAAACCAAGGUUUGCCCUCAUCUCUCUAGCAACAAUCUGGAGAAUGUAAACCUAGAGACAUCAGCUAAUUGUGGGAACAAAGUUGAGAAGGAACGAAAGUGGAUCCGGCCUGACAACCCUAGCAAGUGUACUUGGCAGCUAGGCAAACCUAUCUCAGAAUCUCCUCAUCAUCAUGUCUCUUCGUCAAAGACAAGCAAAGUCAUUCCUGAUAUUUUGAAGAAAAUUGGCGAUACACCUAUGGUCCGAAUCAAUAAGAUUGGGAAGAACUUUGGACUGAAAUGUGAACUUUUGGCAAAGUGUGAAUUUUUCAAUGCUGGAGGGAGUGUGAAGGAUCGAAUCAGCCUGAGAAUGGUAGAAGAUGCAGAAAGAGCAGGUAUUUUGAAACCUGGACAUACAAUCAUCGAGCCAACUUCUGGGAAUACCGGAAUUGGGCUGGCCCUGGCUGCAGCAGUGAAAGGGUAUCGUUGCAUCAUUGUGAUGCCAGAGAAAAUGAGUAUGGAAAAGGUGGAUGUCCUGAGAGCACUGGGAGCUGAAAUUGUGAGAACUCCAACCAGUGCCAGGUUUGAUUCCCCUGAAUCUCAUGUAGGAGUGGCAUGGCGACUGAAAAAUGAGAUUCCCAAUUCUCACAUUUUGGAUCAAUAUCGAAAUGCCAGUAAUCCUCUCGCUCACUAUGAUAGCACAGCAGAGGAGAUCUUACAGCAAUGUGAUGGGAAAUUGGAUAUGUUGGUAGCUUCUGCUGGCACUGGGGGCACAAUUACAGGUCUUGCCCGAAAACUGAAGGAGAAAUGCCCAGGAUGCAAAAUCAUUGGUGUUGAUCCAGAAGGAUCUAUCCUUGCUGAGCCAGAAGAACUGAACCAGAGUGACAAAACAGCUUAUGAAGUAGAGGGCAUUGGGUAUGAUUUCAUCCCCACAGUACUAGACAGGAAGGUGGUGGAUAAGUGGUACAAGAGCAAUGAUGAGGACUCCUUUGCUUUUGCUCGAAUGUUAAUUGCGCAAGAAGGAUUACUUUGUGGUGGUAGCUCUGGUAGUUCGAUGUCCGUUGCAGUAAAGGCUGCCAAGGAUCUGAAGGAGGGUCAGCGUUGUGUGGUCAUUUUGCCUGAUUCUGUGAGGAAUUACAUGUCCAAAUUUCUGAGUGACAAGUGGAUGUUUCAGAAGGGAUUUAUGAAGGAAGAAGAUAUGAUGAUUACUAAGCCAUGGUGGUGGCACCUCAAGAUUCAAGAAUUAAGUCUCUCUGCACCUUUGACAGUCUUACCAACUGUCACUUGCGAACGAACUAUUGAAAUCCUCCGAGAGAAGGGUUUUGACCAGGUACCAGUUGUUGAUGAAUCUGGUUUGAUAUUGGGAAUGGUCACUCUUGGUAAUAUGCUUUCAUCCUUGCUUGCUGGGAAGGUUCAGCCUUCGGACCAAGUUAGCAAAGUCAUCUAUAAGCAAUUUCGUCAGAUUCACCUGACAGAUACCUUGGGGAUGCUUUCCCACAUCCUGGAGACGGACCAUUUUGCUCUAGUGGUUCACGAACAGAUUCAGUCACAGGACCAGUCCUUGUCAGAAAUAGUAGAAGGGAUUUCAGAUCACAGUAAUGGCAACUCCAAUCAAAGACAUAUGGUGUUUGGUGUUGUCACAGCUAUUGAUCUGCUGAAUUUUGUGGCUGCCCGAGAAAGAGAACAGAAGACAAGUUAAUCUCAAGUACUCUGCAUAAAGAUGCCACUAAAAGAAAACUGCAAGGCCGUCUUCUUAUUUCUUCUUCUCUUUUUGUACUAGCUUAAAAAUGUUCUUAUGAUUUGAUUUUUCUAGAACUGACAUUUUUUAACAUCAAGGUAUAAACUCACUAUGUAACACAAUAAGCAUUGCUUUAAUAUUUUGUCAAUAAAUAGCAUGUAGGGUGGCAUCUGAUUUAGUAAAGAAACAUUAACCUUAUCACCAGAAAUGUUAUCAAUUUUUCUUUUUAAGUACUUACAGAGAUACAUCUCUUUAUGUUACAAUUAAUUUGGUGAUUUAAAAAUAUCUAAUUUCUUUAAGUCUAAAUUUGCUAAAUAUAACAAAAUGAUUAGUUUCUAAAAUAAAACUGGGGGUGGUUGGAAAUGUCAAGGUCUUAUAGAGGAACAAGUAGUAUUCCUUCUUUAUUUACCAAUUAUCUUACCAAAGAAAAAGCCUAUGAGGCACAGAGUUCAUCAUUAGUCAUAGCCCUGGUGCCAAAGAAGAAAAGGGCUCUGCUAUCAGAGGAUAUAGUUUGGGAUUCAGCACUUAAUUUUUACACAUUCCCUAAGUAAAAAAAAAAAUUUGGGAUAUAAGUUCAGAUGCUGAAUUCUCAGUCACAAAUAUCUCUCAUAGGCUUAUAUAUCUAAGGAGAGAAGAGACACAGCUGGGAGAUGCAACACGCAGUUCAGUACAAGAUCAGAACAGAGAGUGAAGCAAGAGAAAUGAGAUGCACACAGGAGGGUGGUGAGAUUGGAAGGACACAAGGCAAUCUGAUGGGGUCCCAGAAUGGAGAUAGCAAAUGGAAAUAUGCACUCACCAUAAGUGAAACAAGUAUGGAUUUUUCUUAGAUUCUUCUCUGGUUCUAACCAGACCAAUCAUGGAAAGCCAGAAGCUUAGAGCAGAGGACAAAGAAUCCAGGUUCACAACUGAUGUUAAUUCAUGCUUGGGGGAAAGCAGAGAGAAAUUAUCAACUAGUUGAUAAUCAAACAGGCUUCACAUUUUACUGCAGAUCUUACCAAAUGUAUAAUUUGGGUUUUUUGAGAUUCCCCUGGCUUCUUUCUUUAGAAGGUUAGGGAGGCCACUAUUUAGCUCCAAUAACUACGAAUAAUAUUUUUUAAAGACUGAGAACAAAACAGCCAUUAUUCUGGAGCAAUGUGAGACGUCCUAGAGAAAGACAUUCUGCAAAGCUUAGGUUAUGUUAUUAUGAAAGUACACUAGUCACUUAGAGCCAGAAAAAAACCCCAAAUCUAAUGACAAGUUUCUGUAGCCUAAAUGUAGUAUAAUAUUAGCUUCUUGGCACUAGGUCUUGAGAACAGUGUCCUCUAAACCCUUUUAUCCCUACUGAUAAAUUUUUUGAGCACCUCAUAUAGAUAUAUUUACUUAUGUAUAUGUCAUAUGUGUCAUAUUAAUCAUGUACAUAUAAAACAAAAAAUUUUUAAUAAGGUUUAGAUAAACAAAAUAACAUUUAAUUUAGAAUCACUGUAGUUUGGCAGGAGAGUGACAUGAUCAGACCUGUACUUCAGGAUAUGUGCGAAAGGGGUUGAAAUAAAAAGACUAAUUAGGAAGUCUAUUAAAAAUAGUAAAAAAUGAUGUGGGCCUAAAUUAAGGUGCUGACUUUGUGAGGAGAAAGCAGAGAUUGUUGCAAGAAAUAUGAAAGCAGCAGAAUUUACAAAAUAUGGCAAAUAAUUGGAGAUAUGAGGCAAGGGAAUUUGAGGAGUUGAUGACACUGUUUAUUAACCUGAUUAACUGGAGUCAUGUCCUUUACAGAAAUACAAAAUUCUGGAAGAGGAACUGACAUAGGAGGAAAGAUAAGAUGUGCCAUACAGAUCAUAAUCAAUGCAUACUUGUUCAUCCUGUCCCCCUGAAAAUGAAAGGGAGAGUAGAGUACUGUUCUUAUUGGUCAUUGUCUCCCCUGAGCUUUGACUGAUGUCCAGCAAACUCUUAUCACUCCCUAUCUCCUUUUUACUUAUACAUUUACCUGUUUUUGAAUAAUUUGUUUUGGUAUGUAUUUCAUUAUAUCAUAGAAAUAUUUCAGGAAACACACAAAAAAACCCCACAUGUAUAGAAAAGGCAGAAUUUUAGAAGUAGAAGGAACUUUAGAGAUUAUCUUGAUGGGUUAUUCCCAAAGCUCUGGGGGACUGGGAAGAUGGUGAUACCCUCAGGAGUAAUAAGAGAGAUGGGAAGAAUUUGGGGGAAAAGAUAAUGAGUUCAUUUUUGGAUAUGUUGAAUUUAAGAUGUCUGUAGAAUAUCCAGUUUGAGGUGUUUAAUAAGCAGUAGAAGGUAUAAGAUUGAAGGUCAGGAGAGAGGUUAAGAUUGAGUAAGUGGAUUUGAGAAUCACCGGGGUGAUUAUUAAUAUAGCUUAUGUAUGAAAUUGAGUGAAAUAGUAGAGGAAGUGAGCUCAGUUUAGAGAUCUAGGGGAUAUAGUUAAUAGGUAAGAGAUGAAAAGGGUUAUCAACAGCAUUAGAGAGUUGCUAAGUGAUUAUAAAUGAGGAUUGAGAAAGAGAUAUUAGAUUUGGCAACUAAGAGAUGGUUAAAAACUUUAGAUAGAGCAGUAUGAAAAGGUCAGAAGGCAGACUGUGGAGAGUUGAGAGUGACAGGAAAGGAAAUAGAAUCACCUAACAUCAAUUCCCUUUUCAAAGAGUUUAGUAGGAGAGAUUUGAGAUGAUAAUGGGGAUGGUUGGAUCAAGGGAGGGUUUUUUGAGGAUGAAGGAGACGCUGUGUGUGUAAGAAGUAGGGAGAGAUUGAAGAUAAAGAAUUGGGAUGUAGGGGGUCCAGUCUGUUGGAAAAGAUCAAAGAGCAUGGCAUUAUAUGUGGGAGGGAUUGGCCUUGGCAGGGAGAAGGGCUAUCUCUUCAUGUGAUACAGGGCUGAAAGAGGAGAUAGUGGCAGAAGGCAUCUGGUUGGUGUGAGACAAGGAGGAGAAAAGAGGGAGCUCUUGACAAAUAGCCUUAAUAUUUUUCAGUAAAAUAUGAGGUAAGGAUCUCAGUUGAGAGAAGGAGAAAAAAACUGAGGAAUUGAGAAAUUAGAACUUUUGAGGUCAUAUCAAUAUAUUUAUUAAAGUUCCCUGGUAUGAGCUGAGGAAUUGGUGAGGGGAGAAAGAUUGUGAGCCAGGCAUUGAGACUCAUUGAGGAAGGAAGAGGAAUAUCUUAGAGAUCUGUAGAUGAUAGCUACUAGAAUUUUUAUUGGGUGGUAGAUAUGGAUUGUGUGAACCUCAGAGGAGGAAAGUGUCUUAUUUAAGUGACUAAACCCACAAACCUUGACUUCCAAACUGACACAUUUCACAUCACACCACAAACUUCCAGAACUACAAAAUAAUAUUUUUUUUCUUCCAAAUAGCAAUUUUCAACUCUAUUCAGUGAAUCAUAUAAGGGAAUUCCAGAACAUGGAAGUAUAUGAUAGCAUGUUCAAAGAAAUGAGCAUCUUAGUGUGUGACUGAGGUAUAGUAGGGGAGUAAGACAGUGAAUGAGUUGAACAGGUUUUAGGGCAUUUAAGGGGUUGCCAUUAUUUAGAUUGAAAUACUCUUUUAUGAGGGCCGGAAUUGAGGGGAGAUUGUGAGACUCACUGCAGAAAGAAGGGGAGUAUCCUGGAGGUCAGUAGACAAAGCUACCACAAUUUUGAUUGGGGUGGUAGGUAUGGAUUGAGUAUCAAAGGAUGAGAGAUUACUGAAUGAUAGUGGUUGAGGGAGAUCCUGAAUGUGGCAAUGAGAAGCAAACUUUUCCAACUCCUUCAUCUCAACGAGUAAGUUGAGGGGAAUGAGUGAAAGUACAGCCAGUGUUGGAAGGGACAGCCAGAGAAACUCAUCAGGAAUGAACCAUUGAUAACCAGAAGAUGGAAGGAAUGAGAAAGGAUGAUUUAGGAUGAAAGCAAGUUUGUUGCCCAUGCAGCAGGCAUUCCAGAGGGCAAGGGAUGGGUAGUUUGGGAGUGGGUCGUUGGGAGGAUUGUAGAAAAUGGGAAUAGAAGAUCAUCAGUUGUAAAUGGAGAAUAAAGUUUGAAUAGAAAUAGAAAUUAAAAACUUGAUAGUGAUUCAGGAUGACUGGAUGGGAAGGGUAUAACCAAGAAGUUUAUAAUAACCAUCAAAGGAAGACUUUAGAUUUUCAAUGUUUAUAGGAUUUUGCUUUCUGUAUGGAAUCCUUUCAGUGCCUUAAGCAUUUCCAGACAGGGAGAAGGAAUUUUAUAAUUUGGCUUCCCUAAAGCAGGAGACCAGGUUUGAGACUUGAUGAUAUCAAGCCUUCUCUCUUCAUUACCCAGUAGGAGAUCAAUGAUAUGAAAUGGCUCUUCCUCCCAAGGGGGAUUGCUUAUAAGAACCUGAAUGCCUAGAGGGUGAUCUUGGGCAGCAGACCUUUGCAGAAAGCAUCUAGAAUACUUUUUAACUUUUUUUUUGUCUCAUGCAACUCUUUGAAGGUCUGGUAAAGUCUGUGAACCUCUUCUUAGAAUGUUUUUAAAUACAUAAAAAACUUACAAAAGAAAUCAAUUACAUUGAAAUUCAGGAUAUGUGGACAUCCUGUACAGUUCUCAAAAUAGUUUUUCAAAACAUCAAAUUUAGAGAUCUCAAAUUAAAAAUCUCUUGCCAUCUAUAAAGGAUCUCUUCCAUUUAGAACUCUGCAUGAGAUGUCCUUUGCGAUAUUGGGAAAUAUCUUUGGUAAACAUCUUUCUGUUUUAUAACCAUUUGGCAUUUAUAAUCAGAGAGCUAUUAAGUAAUGUUUGUUGUUGCAUCUCUCAGUGAAUUUUGUAAACAAUAAAUAAAUAGAUCCUCUGUAUUUUUCAAUCAAUUGUGUGAUCACAUGACUUUUUUCUAAGCUCUUGAUACCCUCUCUUUUUACAAAUAUUUUGAGAAUUAUUCUUUAAACUCCUCAGUUGUCUCUCCAGUACAAACCAUUGUCCUGUAUAUUUGAUCUUAACUAGCUUCUCUCCUAUGUUUUCUUUUUAACUGCCAUUUCUAUUUUCUUAUCCAGUAAACAGUGUUUCAAACAGUUUUGAAAGUUCCCCAUCAAGUCACUUAGCUUCUCAGUAUCAAUUUCCUCUUCUGUAAAAUAAGGAUUAUAAUGGCAUCUACUUCACAAAGUUAUCUUGGACUUCAAAUAAAAUAACACUUUAUAAAAUAUAACUUGCUAUAUUAAUAUUAGUUCUUGUUCUUAUUGUGAUGAAUCAACAUCCAAAUGUAAUAAUUUCACUGUCAUUGAUGAGAAUAAUUCAUUUCAGAAAUCUUAAUGGAUAUUUCCAUUUUUCUUAUAGUUAUUGUCCUCUCAAUUUCAUUUUAAACUCUGAGUGAUCUGCUUUAAUUAAGUCUCCUAAUAAACUUAUUUUGUAAUUUUC
Messenger RNA from Antechinus flavipes (yellow-footed antechinus), 7200 nucleotides. RefSeq names its product cystathionine beta-synthase (gene CBS). The coding region runs from base 165 to 1871 and encodes 568 amino acids. The transcript has 17 exons. Lineage: Eukaryota; Metazoa; Chordata; Mammalia; Dasyuromorphia; Dasyuridae. Gene Ontology annotation, cellular component: cytoplasm. Gene Ontology annotation, molecular function: cysteine synthase activity; cystathionine beta-synthase activity. The record is from RefSeq and is a predicted model, not a curated record.